AUGGCAGAUAUUGAGAUUGAGAUUGAUCUUCCGGUUGAACCGGUGGUUGAAGAUUUUCCAUCAAAUGCCGAGUCGCCACUUUCUCAGGAGGAGCUGUUUGAAUCCUCAGAUUCACAGCAAACAGAGGCAGAGUUGGAAGAUUCCGAAAUCACUACUAAGAUAAAUCUUUCUAACGUUUGGUCUGCUGUAUCCAGUGUAGCUAUCAAUUUGGUACUCCCUUUCAUAAACGGAAUGAUGCUGGGGUUUGGGGAAAUUUUGGCACAUGAAGUCGCAUUUAGAUACAAAUGGAGAGGAGCUAAGAUACAGCCUCCAAGUAGAAUGUUAAGGGCUGCUAGUAACUCUUCGGCUGCUGUGCAGUCUGAAAAGUCUUACAAAGAGGAAUCACCCGCCAUUUCCCAGAGAAGAAGUCUUGUAUUAUAG
Molecule: messenger RNA, 420 nt
Organism: Komagataella phaffii GS115
Lineage: Eukaryota; Fungi; Ascomycota; Pichiomycetes; Pichiales; Pichiaceae
Product: Mitochondrial outer membrane protein
Exons: 1
Coding region: 1-420 (139 amino acids)
Biological process (GO): protein insertion into mitochondrial outer membrane; mitochondrial outer membrane translocase complex assembly
Cellular component (GO): mitochondrial outer membrane
Source: RefSeq, a predicted model, not a curated record